Molecule: messenger RNA, 1308 nt
Organism: Octodon degus (degu)
Lineage: Eukaryota; Metazoa; Chordata; Mammalia; Rodentia; Octodontidae
Product: diphosphoinositol polyphosphate phosphohydrolase 1
Exons: 5
Coding region: 292-810 (172 amino acids)
Biological process (GO): adenosine 5'-(hexahydrogen pentaphosphate) catabolic process; diphosphoinositol polyphosphate metabolic process; diadenosine hexaphosphate catabolic process
Cellular component (GO): cytoplasm; nucleus
Molecular function (GO): bis(5'-adenosyl)-hexaphosphatase activity; endopolyphosphatase activity; diphosphoinositol-polyphosphate diphosphatase activity
Source: RefSeq, a predicted model, not a curated record
CGCCCAAGAUGGCGGCGUGGUCGUCGUCGGGGGUGGCGGCGGCAGAGGGGGCGGCGGCCGUGGCGGGAGCGGCAACGGCAGCCGUGACGGCGGCGGCGGCGGCGGCGCGGGACCUGGGUCGGGGGGAAUGAGGAGGCCGCGGCGGGCCAGCGGCGAAGCCGAGUAGCGGAGAAGCGGCUUUCCCUCUGCUUCCUUUGGGCACGCCGGGGGCGCGCGCGCGAGGCCGUCCGGAGCGGGCUCCCCACCCCUCGACUCCAGCGACCCGCACGGCACCCGCACCGGGCCCGGAGGAUGAUGAAGCUCAAGUCGAACCAGACCCGCACCUAUGACGGCGACGGCUACAAGAAGCGGGCCGCGUGCCUGUGUUUCCGCAGUGAGAGCGAGGAGGAGGUGCUGCUCGUGAGCAGCAGUCGCCACCCAGACCGAUGGAUUGUCCCUGGCGGAGGCAUGGAGCCUGAGGAGGAGCCCGGUGUGGCAGCUGUCCGUGAGGUCUGCGAGGAGGCUGGAGUGAAAGGGACUUUGGGAAGAUUAGUUGGAAUAUUUGAGAACCAGGAGAGGAAGCACAGGACAUACGUAUAUGUGCUCAUUGUCACGGAAGUGCUGGAAGACUGGGAAGACUCGGUGAACAUUGGAAGGAAAAGGGAGUGGUUUAAGAUAGAAGAGGCCGUAAAGGUGUUGCAGUGUCACAAACCCGUGCAGGCGUCGUACUUUGAGGCGCUGAGGCAAGGCUACCCCGCCAACAACGGCACCCCGGUCGUGGCCACCACGUACUCAGUUUCUCCUCAGAGCUCCAUGUCGGGCAUCAGAUGACUGAAGACUCCCACGAGCCAUGGAGGGGGCACCCAGACUGCAGUUGCGGCCCUUGCCUGGCUCUCUCCUGGCCUCCUCCUCGUCCUUCUCCUCCUCGGCGGCGUGCACAGAGCAGGGGCGCGGUGACUCCCCAUUUGGUGUUCAUGGGGGGCUCUUUCUUCUUUCUGUGGAGGGGUGGGGGCUGGGUGUGUAGUCCUUAAGUACUUUGUGCAUGAUCUGUCCCCCAUUUUCACAGUGCACCCCCUGAAGAGAGGCAGACAUCUUUCCCCCAGCUUCUCAAGUAUCCCUGUUUGUCUCACCCAGCCCUGGCCACAUAUUUUCUUUGAUUUUUAAAAAACUUUUUUUUAUUAAAAGAUACCAGUGUGAGAUGAACCUUUUCAAGAAUUUGUCCUAUAAUGUGCUGUUCAGGCCCGUAGGUUGGGCACUUUCACUGCAGGGUACAUUUAUCUACACAUUAUAUAGUCCACAUAUAAUAUGUAAAUAAAUGACUUAGAAGAA